CAGACGCAACACACUACAGGCAGGCAGGCUACCAGACAGACUGGCAGACAGGUAGGCAGCAGUCAGGCACCAUGACCCAAACAGUAAACAGCCUCAGCUCGGUGACCUGUGACAACAGAUGUCAACCACAGAACUGAACACUGAAGUUUACUUUGAGAGCCUCAGAGGAGCUGGAGUAAGCAGAAAAUAAGACAAAUAACAAGACGGGAUGAGGAGUGCUUGACUGCUGUUUUUUAGGCUGAGGAGGAGGGAGUAUUUUACUCACUUUUUCUGCAGUUUCUGAACCUGUGGAAUUCCAUUCAUGAGCCAGAGGAGGACUAAAGCCAGCAUGGUAUUCAGCUGGCAGAAGUCCUUUGCCAUCCUGACCCCCUGGAGGAAAGGAAAGGGGGACAAUGUGCUUGAAAAUGAGGUUAUCCUGACCAAGAUGAAGCUCUUCAACAACUUCCAUGAGAAGCUACUCAACAAUGCUGUUGAUUCUUCAUCCACUAUUGCCAUGUCAGUUUCUGAGCAGGACAUCUCUGAGCCUGUCAAAGGCUUGGAGGGGAAUGCUGACUUGGAUAACAUGCCUGGACAGCCCCUGAUGGAGUCAAGCUCAGACUACCUGUCACACAUUUUCUCAAACUCUCAGCUUCCCAGGCUGUACAAGUUUGAGUCAGAGGACUCUGGGGUGGAACUGCCCAGUGGAACCAACUCUCCCUCCACACCCACCGGCUCGGAGCAGAGCUUUGUGGUCCACAGCCGGGAACCCUCCUAUGACUCCUGUAACCUCAACACUCCUGUUCCUACCCCAGAUCCACUCCUCACGUUAGAUCAGUGCUCUGACACCAAACAAACAGAGGGUAUGAGAGACACACCAUGUAUGACUGCAGACAGUGCAGUGCAGGAGUGUGAUAUGGUGGAGUCGGGGGCUGAACUCAACACAGAAGUUGAGAGGGUAGACCUUCACAUAACUGAGAAGGACAUAGAUAUGGAGCGGGCCCAGCACACAGCCUUGAGGGACCCCACUGAGGACAGUGAAGGGGUUUCAGAGCAGCUGGGUGAGAACAGGGCUGUAACUGAGGGGGUCAACUCAGAGAACACAAGGCCCAGGAGACAGUGCCUUACAGGGGCCUGUGACGAUAUGACAGGGGUUGACUUUGAGCAGCGGCCUCUGAGGAAAGGAACGACGAGUGACAGCCUGGAGGAGUAUAUGGAGGAAUGCUGCAGACUGAGUGAGGUCCACCAAGCCAGCUCCAACCCCCUGGGCUCCGGACUGGGCUACCUGGAGCACAUCUGCCAGCUCAUCGAGAAGAUUGGUCAGCUCCAGGAGCACAACCUCAGGCUGCAGAAGCAGAUCUGUGGCCUGCAGAAGGAUGGAAAGAUGACCAAGACCAAAGAGGAUUUCUUCCUGCAGCACUGUAGCUGUGGAAUGGCCGGCCUGGCCUUUCAGGAGAAGAAAAGACAUUCCAGGAGUGAGUUCCUGACCACCUCCAUGAGUGGCACCCUCUCUGACCUGUCCACCAUCCCUGAGGUCACACGUCACACAGGACUCACAGCCAGGAGAGAGAGUGACCAGGAUGGAUGCCAGCCCCUGGUGCCCCUUUGUAGGAGGGGCCUGAAUCGGAAGAACUACACAGAGGGAGAGGCACGCUUUUAUCUCUGUGACAGUACAGAGGGUCUCUCUGCCCCACACAAACGGCUGAGUGAGAACUACACGUGGGGCAGAGUGAAGGAUCUGGUGAAGCAGACCAAGCUGAGGAACCAGAGCAGACUGGGACAGACAUCCACCUCCCUGAAGAGAUCCUGUCCACAGCUCUACCGCCCUGACCUGGGACCAGUGGAACUACCAGGAAGAAACAGGAACUCCAUGGUCGCCUUGGGCCAUCAGAACAAACUGGACUUCCAGUGGCCCCAGUAACAAAUAAGAUACGAAACAGAUGGCCCAGAGUGGGAAGAGACAGCCCUGAAGAGGAGGACAAAGUGAAGUUGCACAGAUUCUUGACUGGACUGGGAGAGG
Molecule: messenger RNA, 1996 nt
Organism: Coregonus clupeaformis (lake whitefish)
Lineage: Eukaryota; Metazoa; Chordata; Actinopteri; Salmoniformes; Salmonidae
Exons: 8
Coding region: 302-1897 (531 amino acids)
Source: RefSeq, a predicted model, not a curated record